AUGAGUGAGGUUGGCCACAAGGACCUCUCGAAACUCCUCCAAAGCAAGAGGGAUUACAACAAUGCAAUUGUAACCACUCGCAAAAGGAAGCUGCGCGAGCUGUUCGCGGUCGCGACCGGUGCAGCGGCGGAGCCUUCCAACGAUGGAGUCGUCGCCACAAACAACGACGUGUCCGCCUCAGCACCGGCCGAAGCAGCGUUCCUCGAACACAAUCAAAUAUCUUCGGCCAAGAAGUUCGACGAGUCUAGCAUCCCGACGCGACACCAUCUCCCGUUCGACAUUUUGUCUCGAUCGCUGUCACUCUUGGGGUACAAUGCGCCGAUCACGACAUUGCCUAUACCUGCGACAGAACACAGGCGCCAUGUCUCGCCGCAGACGAGUCGAGGCUUGCAUCGAAAACUAUCGCCAGGGACAGCCUCGACAGUAACAGCAACACCGACGCCCCCUCCCCCGGCCCAGAGGAUAUCACCAUCGGGUCAGAGAACAUCUGAUGCGAAACCUCCGACACCCCGAGCAGGCGGCGCCACCCCGAUUGUGCCGCGACCUUCGUCAGCGGGGCCGGCGCAUCUGGCCCAGAAACCUGCAACGCCUCCUGUAUCUCUUCAGCAGCCUCAUAAGAAGCCGACAUCUCAGCCAACACCCGCCGGAACUCCGUCACAGUCUAGCACGGCUACCGUACCGACCCUGCAGCAGCCAGUGCCGCGGCCACUGCCACCGAAGAAGAUCGCGGCGAAAGAGUCCAUUCCUGUGCAUGCCCCACGACCAAUUGCACCAGCGCCACCGACGCCAGCCACAAACGCAAUUGCUAGACCUAUCAGCACCGAACCCAAAGGCACCACGAAUGGAGUAUCGUCAUCGCCGGCAGCUCACGCCACAUCGAGAAGCGAAGGAGCAGGGACACCGACCGAUGCGCUAUCAGGACGACGGCCUCAGCAAAGGGCCGGGCCACCUCCACCGCCGGCUACAGGCCCGCAGAAUGUCAGUCAGGCGCAAGCCCAACCGAUAGUCGAAAAACCCUCCGAGGCUGCUGCUGUCGACACUCGGAUUCCCGACGCCCCUUCGUCGCCCGAAUCCAUAGCUCCCAGUGCAACUACCCCGGCCGUACACGAUGUCUCGACUGAUACUAGUCCCGAUCAUGAGCCAUCCCACUAUGAAGAGCCAGGGCCAGAGAAGGGGAAGGAAAGGGUGCAAGCCCAGGACAUGGGACUACCUGCAGCUGCUUCUAUCGGAGCCAAAACAAUGGAAUCGACAAUACCCGGGCCCGAGGAAGUUGUGGAAUCCGCAGAGGACCAGCUGUUGCGUGAAUCUCGACAAUCGACAGAAGCGAAAAUAAUUGCGCAGGAAAGUCAGGGUGAUGCUGAAAGUGGUACUACGAGCGAGGCACCCCAUGAAGCCUCAGCUAGCAAAGCGGCUAGUGUUGAGGCUCAAGGUGUGCCUCCGGCUCUCGUUGGGUCGAAGGCCCCCGCUCUUGAGUAUGCACUUGCACAAAAGAGCACAGAUCCAGCAAUUUCGCUUGAAAUCCCUGACAGUCGCGAUGUGUCCGUUGAUCGCAUGGAUGUCGAUGUCUCUUCAGGAACUAAAGACGCAAAACCCAGCACUGUGUCACAGACGAGUCGGGUCGAGCCUCCAACCAUCAAAGAUGCCCGUGAAGCAGAAUCGACACCACCCACUGCCAGUAUCAAUGCCACUGCGAAAACAACCGAGGAGCCACCCGUGGCGGAGCGCGCUGUCACAAGAGUGUCAUCCGGUGCGAUGCGUCCGAAGUCUGUCAACGAGAUUGUCAGCAGCCUUGCUGCACAAGAUAGCCGCGCUGACAGGCAUUCGGAGCCUCGUGACCACCAGCUCACGCCCUUUACAUCAAUGUCGCAAUCGCCGACACCGCGAAGCCGGCGCGUCUCAUCAAUGCGCAAAGACAGGCCGAAGGGGCAGGUAUCUGCCGUGCUCUUUGGGAAGCAACCCCAGCGGAUAGAUGAGAGCGAGCUUACCGUCGGAAACAAGGAGUCCGCUCAGCCUAUUGAUGACUAUUACAUGCCUCUGUUUAUUCAAGGGUUCGCUCGUGGGUCGCAAUGGAUGCAACCAUUGGAGAAGAUGCUCUACCACGCCAAUAAAACCUUCUCCACGAGUGAGUCGCUCAUGACGAUCCAAGACCAUCAGGCCUGCAAGGUUUUGCACCGGGUUUAUCACCUUCAAAGCAGCGAUAAGUGGACAUUACGGCAGCCGAAACGAGCCCCAGAGCCUACGAGACCCGCCAGUCAAUGGGACGUCGUCAUUCGUGAAGCAAAGUGGAUGCGUACAGAUUUUAGAGAAGAGCGCAAGUGGAAGAUGGCCGUUGCUCGCAACUUUGCCCAAGCAUGCGCUGAGUGGUGUGUCGCGACCCCUGAAGAGAGGAAGUCGAUGCAAGUCAACGCGCGGAUUCCUUCCAAAGAGGAUGCAGAAAUCGAGGAUAUAUCUAUGGCCGAGGGCAAGGAGACAACGCCUGACCUGGUACAUGACAGUGCUGCCUCGCCGCGGGUUGUUGAUGAACUCGCGGAUGUCUUCCCCGAGACCGCGGCGCCAUCCGCCAUUUUUGCUUUGGAGGAGGAUGACGUCGUCUUUGGCCUCCGGCGCUCCGCCGCAGCAGAUCAGUUGCUAGAAGAGCUGCCGAUGUAUUGCCCGCCUUUGAAAAUUCCCCAAUACGACCCUUUGGCGCCACAAUUCGACCCCGAUGCACGAUGGCGACGACCAGCUUUGCCUCUGAGCAAAUAUGUGGAGGGACAAAUGAGGUUGACGAACGAAGGUCCACCUCGCAAACGCAGCCGUUACAACUACCACCAUGAAGAUUCUGAUGAUGAGGACGACGCCCCUUUUCUUAACGAACCGGCAGUGUAUGCCCAGCUACCGCCCAUCACCGACGAAGUUGCUCUGUUCCGACCAGAAAUGAAGCCUAUUCGCGACAGACUUCACGCAGGCCAUCAGUUUCGGCCACCCACGGACCAUCAAAUGCCCCUUCAGAGCUUCUACGAACAUCGUUCGCCAUCCAUGUGGACGCAAGCGGAAGAUGACCAUCUUCGUAGUCUCGUUUGUGAGUAUUCCUACAACUGGCCUUUGAUCUCGAGCAUGUUGGAGAGUAAGUCCCUCUAUUCCUCAGGAGCAGAAAGGCGUACGACAUGGGAGUGCUUUGAGCGUUGGAUCCAGCUGGAGGGUCUCCCGUCCGACAUGCAGAAGACAGUCUACUUCAAGGCAUACCAAAGCCGGAUUGAGGCGGCACAGCGCGUCGUUGCCCACCAGCAAGCUGCAAGGGAACAAACGGCGGCAGCAAAUGGUGGUCAGCCUCAGCCCACGAGACGACGCACAACAGUACCCAUGCGCGUGGAGCGCCGACGAAACCAGAAGCAUUUGACCCUGCUCGAUGCCAUGAGGAAGAUGGCCAAGAAACGCGAACUGGCCAAGCAAAAGAGUGAGCAGGCCGCGCAGACAGCGCAGCAGAAUGCUGCGAACCGACCGAACAUGAUGCAGCAGCCAAUGCGUGGAGCGUGCAAGACGCCUCAGGAGUACAGCCUGCAGCGUUGGAGGAAGGAUCAGGAGCUUGCCGAGAAGUUGUCCAACUUUGCUACCAGCAACAAUGCUGCAAGACGGGCUGCCGCCAUGCAAGCUCGAGCGCAACAAGUUCAGGCACAUGGGCAAUUGCCGCCAGGUACGCCUGGGUCUCGCCCAGGUUCCAAUGGCCAGCAUCCUCAACAGCAGCAGCAGCAGCAGCAACUUCAAGGCGGUCCAAACGGCCAACCGCGUCCUCCCCAACAGGCAGGCAUGAACAACGGAAGACAGCCUCAAGCUCGCAUGGCCAUGCCACUGCCUCCAAAUGGCAUGUUGCCUAAUUCGCAAGUCGGCGGUCACGCCCCAGUCGCGCAUAUGAGUGGUGGUGCCCAGCACCCACAGAUGCAAAACAUGCAGGCCAUGCAAGGUCCCCAGCGGGUUGCGAUGCCUCCGCAGCAUCAGAGCCAGCAACAGCACAUGGCACAGGGCCAGCAGCAGGGGGUCCAGCAACAGCCGGACCCGAACAUGGUGAUGAGGGCACGGCAGCUAUCGGAACAGCAAAGGCAAGCUGUGCAAGCCCAGCAGCAGCAUAUGCAAGUGCAGGGCCAGCCGCAACAGCAGCAAGGCAGCAACGGCGGAACCCCAAGGCCCCCGUCUGCCCACAAUGCUCAGCACUCCCCCUCACCAAACAUGGCCAACGGCCUCGUCAAUGGCGUAGCCAACGGCAUGCAAGGCAUGAAUUACCAAAACUUCGCCAACAACAACCAGCAAGGGAUGAUGGCGGCGUUCAAUCAAGUGAACAACAGCGCUAAUGGACAGGCCUCCCCUCAGGCCGCGCAACAGAGUGUGUACACUGCUUCGCCAGGCUCGUCUUCACGCGUGACUACUCUGCCAGCCCCGUUCCAGGCACAGCUGCAGCAGCUGGAGGCACAGAUUCGUCAAAAAAAUCCUACUGUGAAGCCUGACCAAGCAAGACAGCUGGCUAUGGACCAUAUGCUCAAGGCUUUCCAGCAACAACAGAGACAGAAUGCCAUGUCGUCGGCGGCGGGCGUCUCAAGCGGUGGCCAGGCUAACCAAGCGCAGGUGGGCAUCGCAACAGGCAACAUUGGCGCCACCACGAGUCCACAUCAGUAUGCGCAGCUUUUGCGACAGCAGCAGCAAGCUCAAGCCGCCCAGCAGCAGCAGCAACAACAACAACAACAACAACAACAACAACAAGCCGCGCAGGCUCAGCAGCAGCAACAGCAGCAAGCAGGCCAGCACCAGCAAUCGCCACCUGUAGUGAGGCAAAGUAGCGAGGUUGCUACGCCGACUGCUCAGUAG
Molecule: messenger RNA, 4836 nt
Organism: Emericellopsis cladophorae
Lineage: Eukaryota; Fungi; Ascomycota; Sordariomycetes; Hypocreales; Bionectriaceae
Product: Chromatin modification-related protein-like protein
Exons: 5
Coding region: 1-4836 (1611 amino acids)
Source: RefSeq, a predicted model, not a curated record